This is a messenger RNA of Trichosurus vulpecula (common brushtail), 670 nucleotides long. Its product is annotated as pro-cathepsin H-like. The transcript has 5 exons. Bases 122 to 454 code for a protein of 110 amino acids. NCBI's taxonomy places the organism in Eukaryota, Metazoa, Chordata, Mammalia, Diprotodontia, Phalangeridae. The record is from RefSeq and is a predicted model, not a curated record.
GAUACUUAAAGCAGCUGGCCAAACAGCCUGAGCAGCAGAAGCAGCUGCUGCCGCUUUGUGGCCAUUGCCAGGGCAAAGGCUAGGACAGUGCCCAGUUUCCGGGGCCCCGGUAUCCGUCAACAUGCGCUGUGUGCUGCUGCUGCUGCUGCUCGUCGCAGGCGGGGCUUUCUUUCUAGCCCCCGGAGUCUCCAGCUUGCCCACUGUUUCUGCAGAAGAGGAGUCUCUGUUUCAGUCAUGGAUGAAAAAGUACAACAAGAAAUAUGAUUCGUCAGAGUAUGGUCGAAGACUACACAUUUUUCUCGAAAAUAAGAGAAUGAUUGAUAAACACAAUGCUGGGAACUACUCAUUCAAAAUGGGACUGAACCAAUUUUCAGAUAUGUCCUUUGAUGAAUUCAAAAAGACUUAUCUUAUGAGAACACCUCAAGUUGAAGAGAAAUCAUCCCCACAUCAAUGACCAGUUAUACCCUGCCUGUUAAGAUAAAGUAACUUUCAUUUUUUAUGAUAUUAUUAAGUGUUCACCACAAGGCCAUAAGGAGAUAAGAAAAAUGAGCAUGCAAAAUGAAGAAUCUAACUAUAUAUAUAUCUAUAAACUUCUGUUUUUAAAAAUAUCAUGUUAAAAAUUAAUAUUGAAAAUCAAUAUAACUAAUUAAAUUUACUUUGCAAGCACUUA